Coccinella septempunctata (seven-spotted ladybird) is the source of this 1925-nucleotide messenger RNA. RefSeq names its product putative ammonium transporter 1. Gene Ontology annotation, molecular function: ammonium channel activity. The transcript has 6 exons. NCBI's taxonomy places the organism in Eukaryota, Metazoa, Arthropoda, Insecta, Coleoptera, Coccinellidae. The coding region runs from base 10 to 1881 and encodes 623 amino acids. The record is from RefSeq and is a predicted model, not a curated record. Gene Ontology annotation, cellular component: membrane. Gene Ontology annotation, biological process: ammonium transmembrane transport; ammonium homeostasis.
UCGAAGAAAAUGUCAUUCGAUACUCAUCUUUUAAAUGCAAACAUUUCAGCAGAACUACAAACGAAUAUCAAUGAUACCGUGCAGCCUUAUUUUUGUAAUACUGUUACCUACAUAAGAUUAACUACAGUGUUGCUACUAAGAGCUGGCUACGUAUUGAUCCAGAUCGGCAGCAUACCAAUCAACGAUGUGUAUUCCUUGAUUCUUCACAACAUCCUAGACAUAACUGUGACAAUAUGCUCCUAUGGACUCGUGGGAUACAUGUUCUCUCUGGGCCAAGAAAGCCUUGGUGGUUUCAUGGGUUCCAGUACCUCCCUAUCUGCAGGAUAUCCAGAUCUGGAUUCAUUGAUUCAUGGGUUUUCCGCCUGCCUCAUAGGCUCAGCCAUUGUUACCACCAUGCUGGCCGGCAGGGUACUACCAAUGACGGCCGCUACUACCAGUUUCUUGCAAGCGGGCCUGAUCCAACCCAUAGUGAUGCACUGGGUGUGGCACGACAAAGGUUGGAUGGCCAAGAUGAAGGUCCUGAAGGUGAAAUUCUCAGUGAAGGACCAUGGAGGUGGCCUCCCCAUACAUCUAACUUCUGGCGUGGCAGCCCUAUGGGGAUCAGUCUGUUUGGGGAGACGUUUGGUGAAGUUGAAAGACGUUUCAGCCUCCUCCGUUGGUACUGCAUCUCCAGGCAUGACUUUCAUAGGUUACGUCUUCGUCUUCAUAGGUCUUACAUCCUUCACCCUACCUACCCAGAAGUACGAGCAGAACCGUAUACCGGGUGAUUUCAUCGGGAUCACCCUCACCAACUGCCUGAUGGCGCUGACCUCUGGUCUCUUCGUUGUUAUAAUGCAGUGCUUCUGUUUCGGAAGGGUUAGCGGCUACUGGAUACUCCUCAAGUGUCUGCAGGGAAGUCUGGCCGGUUUGGUGACCGUCAGCUCUGGAGUAGACGUCUACGAUCACCUGGUGGCCUUCUUCGUUGCGGCCACGGGUACCGUUGUCUUCUACUGCGUCACCAUAGUCCUGGAGAGGAUGUUUUACGAGGACUACUGCAACGUGGUGCCAGUGCAUCUGUUCUGCGCCUUCGUGGGAGCCCUGUUACCACCCCUGGUGGGCAAUGGAGAAAAUCUAGGUUUUCAAGGCACCAGCAUAUCUCUGGCGUAUCGUCUUUACCACACCGGUUGGCAAGUGGUCUGCGCUUUCGCGGUUAUAGCUUGGUCCACAACCUUCUUCCUGCCCCUUUUCGUGUUCCUCCAAGCGAUGGGUCUCCUGGCCAAUAAGAACGAAGAGAUGAACCAUCGGAGGAGCCUGAACGUGCUGAAGAACGUGGAUAGCAAGCGGAGGUUCUGGAGGAUCUUUUCCUACAGCGAGUUCGCGCCAUUCGUCGAACCUGGAUCGGAGACCAGAAGCGGAAAAUCCUUGGAUUUCCUGAAGAAGUCCAACGAUUCCCGUAGGGAGCUCCUGGAGGCUGCAAUGGCGAAGAAACAGGAGGCUAAGGGUCCCAAGCAGCUCAACAUGGUGAAAACGCCAGCGGUUCCAACGGAAGAGAUCGUCAAAGACAUGGGCAUACUGGAAGCUGAACGCUAUCCAGCUUCCUACGAGGAAGACUUGGAGAAGAGGCUGACAACUCACAAAUCAUUGUACGAGACAAUCACGGAGCCUGUGGCUGUGGUGACGCAGGAGCAAGGUGUGCACAGGAAUGCCUCUGGAGACUACGUUCAUCCGGAGAAGAUUGUGAAGGCCGAGAUUCACAAUGUCUCGGAGCUUAAGGACAAGAAGGAGGGGAAUGUGAAGAGGAAGAUAUCGCCUAGAAGGAGGCCGCAUACGGUUAGGAGGAAGAAGAAGAAGCUGAAAAGAUUGGAUUCGGAUUUCAGUUUGAAGAAACCUAAGAAGAAGUGAUUUUCAGUGUUCGAGUUAGUUUUUUAAUAAAGUUAGUUGAGGAG